Botrytis sinoallii is the source of this 1665-nucleotide messenger RNA. RefSeq lists its product as uncharacterized. The coding region runs from base 1 to 1665 and encodes 554 amino acids. Lineage: Eukaryota; Fungi; Ascomycota; Leotiomycetes; Helotiales; Sclerotiniaceae. The record is from RefSeq and is a predicted model, not a curated record. The transcript has 3 exons.
AUGAGCUUCCCCCUAAGAGAAGUCUGGAGCGAGCUUCUGCGCUCUACCUCAAAUAAUGAAGCGGUCCUGAAAGAGCUUCUUGAAGGUCGCCCAGAGAUCGAACGGGCGGUAGAUUUAAAUUGCACAUUUAUGAAUUAUAUUUCUAUCAUCUACAAGGUCUUUAACAUAAAGAUAGAAGGUGGACAGAUUGAUCCAAGAGUUUGGCUACCCAGCGACCACGAGUUUAUCGAAAUGUUAAAGUUAUUGGUACGCUAUAUAGACGACAUCACUACUUGGAUUGAGGACCAUGAUAGAACCGGCGCGCCUUGGACGUCUAUUGGUGAAUUCUACGCAGAGUCACUGCUCGAAGUCGACGCGCAGUGUCAGAGAUGGUGGGUAUUGGCCGAUAUGACCAUUUUCAAUCCGACCACCACUCCGUUUAAGGUACUUCCAACGAUGCCGCUUAAUGAAGAAAGUGUCCUGGAAAAAUUCGAUCCCGCUAACUUCAACCGGUUCCAAGGUGCACGAUCAUUUUCAUCCAUGGAAAAUAGCCCCAUGGACAGAAGUACAGACAGAAGUACAUUUGAAGCUCCGCUGUCGCCAGAAUUAUCAUUAAAACAGCGUCAAACUCCCUCUACUGCUUCCUCAAGUUUCAGUUACCAACCCGCAACGAUAUCCCUCGACAAAGGCCAGAUAGCAGCCGACUUUACUGAUAGUUGGAAUGGUGCCGGACAUUCAAGCUUUUUCUCGCACAAUUCGUAUGGUGAUAUAGAUCAGGACUUCCUAUAUAAUAGCGACGUCGAACCUGGAGGACUUGAUGUACAGCAGACUCCCGUUUUAAUUCCAACGACACCGCGAUUAGAACAGAACGGAUUCGUAACAUCACAUAAUCCGAGUUUAUCAUUCCACUCACCUGUUGAAAAGCGAAGCGGAUUCUGUCAACCAAUUCCUCCGCCUGCUCGAAAAAUCGCUAUACCACAGCUUCAAAAACAAGGAACUUUCGAGCCACUUUUUCCACCAACCGAACAUUCCGAACUUCGUCCUUCUCUGCCUACUCCACAGACUUCCACUUAUGGACUACAUAGAAAGCGAGGCUACUCGAAAAUUUCGCCGCAAGUUUUGAAUGAAAACCCAGAAAAGAGACGAGCAGUAGCCACAGAGAUGCCGCAGCAUAAACCGGGAUACACUGGAAUGCAAGAGUUUCCACCUGGCUCUAAACUUUCGCCUGAUAGUUUGAUGCAUGGCUCAUCUGGCAGCGCUCCGGGAUUUUUCAGUGGAUCCUACAAUACCAAUUAUUCAGCCUCGACAGCUUUCAGUCCCUUCAAGAGAAGCGCGGAAACGCUGCAAACUAAUCACAAUACAGUUCCACACAAAGUUGCGAUCGGUUCGCAAAUGGAUUGGAGCAACAUGGUUUCAACCGAAAAUUGCCCAAAAGGGAGAGCCAGAAACAUCGUUGCCACACAGCAGGACUGGAACGACAUUGUGUCAGCCACCUUUGACUCAAACGCAGGUCUCGAAAUUUCAAGUCCAAAAAUUAGUCGCGAUCCCUCGAACUUACCAGGAACUCCUAUGAUGUGUACAGACAUGAAUAUAGGAUAUGGACGCCCGGCUACCUCCCAGCAGCCAAUGUACUUCAGCUCACCAGUGCACUCCUCACCGAUAACAGGAAGUAAUUCAAGGGGGUAA